This is a messenger RNA of Hibiscus syriacus, 1105 nucleotides long. Its product is annotated as F-box/kelch-repeat protein At1g80440-like. Bases 30 to 1103 code for a protein of 357 amino acids. The transcript has a single exon. Lineage: Eukaryota; Viridiplantae; Streptophyta; Magnoliopsida; Malvales; Malvaceae. The record is from RefSeq and is a predicted model, not a curated record. Gene Ontology annotation, molecular function: protein binding. Gene Ontology annotation, biological process: regulation of phenylpropanoid metabolic process; negative regulation of cytokinin-activated signaling pathway.
CCUUGCUUUGUCCUUUUCUACAUUUAACAAUGGAGCUGAUCCCAAAUCUCCCCAAUGAUGUCGCCCUUGAGUGUUUGGUUAGAGUUAAGUACGAUCAAAUCGCCGCACUUUUGUCAACCUGCAAAGGCUGGAAAACCCAGAUUGAGCAACCCGAGUUUUUUCAGCUAAGGAAAGCCACUUCCCACGGCCAAAAGCUCGUCGUCAUGGCUCAAGCUCGGGUUGAUCCGGAUGUGAAACAUGCUCAUCAAAAAGGCUGCUCAGUCAAACCUGUCUUCGGGCUAUCUGUUUUGGAGCCGGAUACGGGUAAUUGGGUUGACUUUCCGGUUCUUCCCGGUGAGUUCCAUAAUGGGUUACCUUAUUUUUGCCACCUGGUUGCUGUCGGGUAUGAUCUUGUGCUGAUCGGUGGAUUGGACCCGGUUACUUGGGAGGCCACCGCUUCUGUCUUUGUAUUCAAUUUCUUGACUGCCAAGUGGCGGAGAGGAGCUGAUAUGCCCGGCGUACGGCGGUCGAUGUUCGGUUGUGCUUCCGGCGAUGGUACGAUGGUGUACGUUGCCGGUGGUCAUGACGAGGAGAAGAAUGCCUUGAAAUCGGCAUUGGCGUACGAUUUGGUCAAGGAUGAAUGGAUUCCGUUGCCCGACAUGGCAACCGCGCGCGACGAGGUUAAGGGUAUUUUCCGCCGCGGCAAGUUCCACGCCGUCGGUGGCUACGGCACCGAUACGCAAGGCCAGUUCGAGAGAACUGUCGAGGUGUUCGACGUCGCGACGUGGCGGUGGGAUCACGUGCAGGAAGACUUCUUGGAAGCCAGCACGUGUCCAAGCACUUGCGUAUCUGGUAAUGACGUGGAUGUAUACAUGGUUUACGAAGGUGACGUGGUGGCAUGUAAAGACGCCAAAUGGCAAGUUCUUGCCAAGCUACCUGGUGACGUGUGCAAGAAUUCUUACGUGGCAAGGUGGCAUGACAAGUUAAUGGUGGUUGGUUCUUCAAAAUUGGAUGAUCCCCAAAAUGCUUACGUGUUGAACUUACUGACGUACGAUUGGACGAAAUUGUCGAUCCCUCAUGAAUACUCUGGUCAUGUUCAUACAGGAUGUUACUUGGAGAUUUGAAG